AAAUAAAAUUGUUAACAAUAGUUUCAAAAUUCUGGUCCAUCAAAAUUUGCUUCAAUCCAACGCAAACGUUAGACAUCGUCUGCGUAGCAAAUCUUCACCAAAUAAGUUUGGAACUUAUUACCAACAACCGACAACCAAAAAAUAAAAACAAAGUAACUGCAAAGCUAUGGAUGCCUUAUCCGAUGAGCAAAUUGCCGAACUUAGGGAAGCGUUUGAUGUUUUCGAUCGUGACGGUGAUGGAUGCAUCACAACAAAGGAAUUGUGCAUUAUUAUGCGCACAAUGGGUCUAAAUCCUACCGAAGCCGAGCUGCAGACACUGAUCGAUCAGAUUGAUACGGAUGGUGACGGGGUGAUUGAUUUCAAUGAAUUUGCCAAUAUGAUGGCAGAUAAAAUAAGGGAAACCAUAACUGAGUCCGAAAUCCGUGAAGCUUUCAAAAUUUUUGAUAAAAGUGGAAACGGUUACGUGUCACGUGUUGAGUUAAAACAUAUAUUACUCAAUUUGGGUGAGAAGAUUUCUGACGAAGAGAUAGACGAAAUGAUUAAGGAAGCAGAUGUUGAUGGUGAUGGACAACUUAGCUAUGACGAAUUCCUUGGUGUAAUGGUGAAUAAGUAAAAAUUUGUCGUUAAAUUUUUACAAUAUACGCCAACAUAUGUUUUUUUUGCAUAUAAAAGUUUAUUUA
Messenger RNA from Teleopsis dalmanni, 680 nucleotides. RefSeq names its product calmodulin-A-like. Gene Ontology annotation, molecular function: enzyme regulator activity; calcium ion binding. The coding region runs from base 167 to 613 and encodes 148 amino acids. The transcript has a single exon. NCBI's taxonomy places the organism in Eukaryota, Metazoa, Arthropoda, Insecta, Diptera, Diopsidae. The record is from RefSeq and is a predicted model, not a curated record.